Cryptosporidium muris RN66 is the source of this 1065-nucleotide messenger RNA. RefSeq lists its product as uncharacterized. The record is from RefSeq and is a predicted model, not a curated record. The transcript has a single exon. Bases 1 to 1065 code for a protein of 354 amino acids. NCBI's taxonomy places the organism in Eukaryota, Apicomplexa, Conoidasida, Eucoccidiorida, Cryptosporidiidae.
AUGAAAAUUGUUGAACUUCAAAAACAUGAUAAUGCAACAAGUAAUAUUGAACAGUUACUUUGUUUACUACUUUUCUACUAUAUAGAGAAAGAACAACCCAUGUUUGGUAAGGUUGCAAUAAAGAGUGGAUUCCUUGAUCUCCUUUUGGAUUGUUAUCAGAUAAGUGAACACAACUUGCUGCUAACAAAAUUUUUAAUUCGUGUUGUUGUAAGGCUAGUUAGAUUAUCUCCAAUAGUUGCUGCUAUAUCAUGGAUUAAAUUAAAAGUGAAUAUAGAUAACCAAUUACUCCAUAAGGAUACUUCUCUUAGAUUAUGGUCGAUUCGCUACAUUGCUUCUUUAGUCAAAAUACUCGAGUCGAGCCAGGAGCAUCAAAAUCUAUUGAAAUUUAUAAAGCCGAUUGAUUUUAUAGCAAAGUUAUAUAUACUAUCUUUUGAUCAGUGCUUACUAAUAAAGUAUAGUUCUAUCAAGCUUCUUUGUUACUUUGUUAUUUCGAACUCAUCAAACAAAAAGAUAUAUCGCAGUUUAGUUUAUAUGGGGAUUAUCGGAGUUUUCCUAGAUAUUUUAAAAAAGUCUCAGCUCAGUGUAUCAGUAAAUGCUGCAAUAUUCCCAAUAUUAUUAGCUCUCUUAAAGCUUGUUAAGAGUUCUAGUAGAUUUUCUUUGAUCUUCAUAUAUUCAGAUGGAAUCAAAGUUAUCUUGAACCUUCUCAACUGUCCAGCAGAAAAGAUUGCAAUAUCUAUCCUUUUGAUUAUUAAUUAUAUCAGUAAUCACUCUGCUUAUCAUGCAAAUAAAGUUGUUAUGCUAGAAAAUAACACCUUUGUGAAGCUUGUUGAUAUGAAAUAUAAGAUUAAAUCUAAAUAUACUGAGAAUUUUAUGUACAAAACAGUAUAUAACCUUUUUAUUAAAUGUACAGAGUUGGAUGUGCUACAAAAUUUCUUCUACAGCUGUAGAGAUCCUGAUAUCACCGACAGAACUGAAUUAUCUACUCAUCUAAGCAGAGUUAAACUAACUGAAGCUACACUUCGGCGCUGUAACAGAUUUGGUGCGCCAGCAUUAGGUACAAUGUAA